AGCAGCUGCAGCGGCACCUGCGGCAGCAGCUGCAGCGGCACCUGCGACUGCAGCAGCACCUGCGACAGCAGCUGCAGCGGCACCUGCGACUGCAGCGGCACCUGUGACAGCAGCUGCAGCGGCACCUGCGACAGCAGCUGCAGCAGUGACUGCAGUAGGAGCAGAUAUCCCCCUCACCCUCCAGUGCCGUCUAUCUCAGCCGACUCCUACCGGGAAGAGGUGACCAACUCGCAACAGGUUCCUCAGGCUGAGGAGAAGGAGGCGACAGUAAACCUGACUCCCAAAAGUCAGUGCUCGGAUGUGGACGAUAUCUUGGCUCCCAAGUCCUCCAAGAAGAGUUUUCUCUCGUUCAACCUCUCAAAGAUUUCCAAGCCUUCGUCUUUCCCUACUUUCUACGUGAUGUACCCACCUUACUUGUACAGUAGCCCUUGGUGCCACUACCCCAACUGCUGGCCCAGUAACUACAAGCCGGGCUCUUAUCAGUCAUUGAGCAGCAGCUGCCACUUAAGUGAAAACAGCAGGAACAACUUCGGCUUUUCUUCCCUGGAGCCUGUCCAGAGCGGCCCCCAGAACCAGUCCCCAGGCUCAGAGGUGAUGGGGAAUAGUCAGCCCCAGCAAGAUCAAGUCCCCCAGAACUGUCAGGAAGAAUUAGAGGCAAGGGAGAAGGAAACAGAACAGAAAGCAAAAGCAUCUCCAUCUCAAGAGGAGCAAGCCGUUUCCCCUUUAAACGCUCAGCUGAUCCAGAACGUCUCCAACUCAUCUCCCUGGCACUUAGAGGAGGGCUUCAUUGACACCCACUGUCGCCUGGACGUUCUCUAUGACAAGAUGUCUUUCCAGGGCCCUUUUGCCAAGUUGAAAGAGUUUUUCAAAAGCUCCUUUGCCAAGGAGUUCCAGGGCUGCAUCACAGACUUCUGUGACCCUCGCACCCUCAGGACGUACCCGUGGAGGGAUUUGUUGGAAGAAGACCGCGUGUGGGGGACAUUUGGCUGUCACCCUCAUUUUGCCCGCUUCUACACUGAGCGUCAGGAAAAGAACAUUGUGUGUGCCUUGAACCACCCAAAAGCUGUUGGGUUUGGGGAAAUGGGACUGGACUAUUCUCGUAAAUGCACCACUUCAGUUUUAGACCAACAAAAGGUGUUCAAAAAGCAGUUGCAUUUGGGUGUGGCCUUAAGAAAGCCACUGGCAUUGUACUGCAGAGAAGCAGAUGCCGAUAUGCUGGAGAUAUUGAAAAAACUUGUGCCUCCUGAUCACAAGAUCCACAGGCACUGCUUCAUGGGACACUACAAUACCAUUAAGCCCUACCUAGAGUACUUUCCAAACCUCUAUGUGGGAUUCACUGCCAUUUUGACUUAUUCCUCUGCCUGGGAAAUACGAGAAGCUGUGAAACAGAUACCCUUGGAGCGGAUUGUUGUAGAAACAAAUGCACCCUACUUCCUCCCUUAUAAGGUUCCUAAAAACACGUGCAAGUAUUCCCACCCAGGGAUGGCCCUGAGCACAGUGGAAGAGAUUGCCAAGCUGAAAAACGAGUCCCUCAGCCACACCUUGGCGAUCCUGAAGCAGAAUACUUGCCACCUUUACAACCUGUAGAAGCUGUUUGCUCUGGAGCUGGGUUUCAAGACUCUCUGACUACAUUCUUUUCUUUAAUUUUAACUCAUCGUUUGUUCUAAAUCAAAGAAAGUGAGAAUAUUCUGUUUAAUUCAUUUUGAGGUGAAUUCGAGUUUUUUCCUAACUGCUAAUUGAUUCUUCUUCUUUCGCUGUUGGAUUAUAGAAUCCAUGAGUAUAUAAAUAUAUACUAUUUAUAUACAUA
Molecule: messenger RNA, 1807 nt
Organism: Ornithorhynchus anatinus (platypus)
Lineage: Eukaryota; Metazoa; Chordata; Mammalia; Monotremata; Ornithorhynchidae
Gene: TATDN2
Product: TatD DNase domain containing 2
Exons: 5
Molecular function (GO): hydrolase activity, acting on ester bonds
Source: RefSeq, a predicted model, not a curated record